AAUACCUGCAGUAUACGUCCUGUUACAAGGCGAUCAGCAAGGACUGGGACAACUGUGCUAACCGGUUUGUUAGUCUGGUCAGAGAGGAGGUCAGCCGCAAAAACUACACUAUGGAGUCCAGAUUACUUGAACUGUGCUGUGCCAGACACGGUUUCCUCAAGUGCGUGUACGUCACCAGCAGGCUUAAAUGCAAGAAAGAGGAGGCUGUUUUCAUCAAGAAGAUCGCCGACACCCUGUCUAACAUGAGGGUAUACUUAAAGCACUGCAGGAACGUGGAUGUGGCGUUCUGUACUGGAGGGCGUACUAUCCAAUGA
This is a messenger RNA of Homalodisca vitripennis (glassy-winged sharpshooter), 314 nucleotides long. RefSeq lists its product as uncharacterized. The transcript has 2 exons. The record is from RefSeq and is a predicted model, not a curated record. The annotation marks the transcript as partial. NCBI's taxonomy places the organism in Eukaryota, Metazoa, Arthropoda, Insecta, Hemiptera, Cicadellidae.